Messenger RNA from Ricinus communis (castor bean), 837 nucleotides. RefSeq lists its product as uncharacterized. Gene Ontology annotation, cellular component: nucleus. The record is from RefSeq and is a predicted model, not a curated record. The transcript has 2 exons. NCBI's taxonomy places the organism in Eukaryota, Viridiplantae, Streptophyta, Magnoliopsida, Malpighiales, Euphorbiaceae. The coding region runs from base 148 to 573 and encodes 141 amino acids.
GCAAUUCACAGAACCCAAAAAGGAGCAGCCUUUAUCUCUUUCCAUUCUCUCAAAAACACUCAAAAAAAAAAAAAAGAAAUAGGAAAAUUAUAAGGAUAAUACAAAACCCUGUUCUUUUCUCCCUGAGAGUGAAAAAGAAAUUUGAAAAUGGCGAUUACUUCUGGGAUUUUGUCCUCUGUUCUGUCACCUCAAACGGUGUCGUUUCUCAAGCCUUAUCCGUCUUCUUCAAUGCUUCUUGUCGCUCCUCCGUCUUCUGCUAACUUGCGCAUGGUCCGCACGGUGACCUGCUGCGCUACCGUUUCUUCGCAGCAGCAGGAGCAGCGCCGCCCUCGUGGUAUCAUGAAGCCUCGCCGUGUCUCUCCGGAAAUGGCGGAACUUGUUGGUGCAUCGGAGAUUCCUCGUACCCAAGCUUUGAAGCGCAUUUGGGCUCAUAUUAAAGAGAACAAUCUGCAGGACCCUGAGAACAAGAAGAUCAUAAUUUGUGAUGAGAAGCUUAAGAAGAUAUUUGGUGGUCGGGACCGUGUUGGAUUUCUUGAAGUUGCAGGCUUGAUUAGUCCACACUUUCUCAAGUAAAUUGUAGGACAGAUUUGGAAUGCAUGGAUCGACCUUUGUGAGCGGUGGCUAUCUUUUUGGUGAAAACAAUAGUGAAAAUUAUGCCUGCUGCCUUCGGCAAUUAGUAUGUUUUAUGUUUUCUUAGUGCUCGAGUGCAGCUGUAAGAAUUUUUCUUAUGCAAUAUGUAGGUUUUCUUAAUGAGGAUAUUAUUAGGUGUGCAACUUAUGCUCUGUUAAACAUCUUUUCUUUUUAAUUGUAUUAUGUAUACAAGUUUUAUUCUGGCCA